Messenger RNA from Oppia nitens, 736 nucleotides. RefSeq lists its product as uncharacterized. The record is from RefSeq and is a predicted model, not a curated record. Bases 80 to 673 code for a protein of 197 amino acids. The transcript has 2 exons. Lineage: Eukaryota; Metazoa; Arthropoda; Arachnida; Sarcoptiformes; Oppiidae.
UUUCUUAAUAUUUUAGUUAUCAAACAAUAGAUAAGUCUUUGAAUUGCAAAAACAUCAUCCAAUUGUCAUAAUAUAAGACAUGGCUGUCAUUCAGGAGGUGAAAGAGUUGCCGAAAAACGAGACCGUAUUGAGGAAAUGGGUUUAUUAUGAUCUGAUAGUAUGUAUGGCCACUGCCAUAGCUGUAAUCAUAUGGUAUAGCAUACGAUAUAACAAAGCUCACGAUGACGACAGCUAUUCCACUCCGAUGUCUAUCCUUCAUAUUAUCGGAUAUGUGGCCUACGCUGUGGUUACCGGUAUCGCUAUGUACGGCACUCACUCUCAAAACAAGAAGUUCUUGUGGUGGUUUGUCAUCGGCUGUCUGGCCGUUAUAGUCGGCGAAAUCGUCUGCUUCUUCAUCAAUAUUGUCAUCAGUAGAGAAUCACAUAAAUAUGGUAUUAUAGUGUACGUCCUGAAGGUAUUGGUUCUGCUGGUUGUCAUUGUGUCGGCUAUUUUGGUCUAUUUGUUGAUACGAUUUAUCCAAAAGUCGGUUCCGUCUGACAUCGAAAAAGCCGAUAACAUUAAACCAUCGGCAGCCGCUACUGCGGCCAAUCAACCACCGAUAUCUGCUAAGGCUGACAAACCACCCGCUGCUCCCACCGCCGCCACCAACAAACAAAAAGCUGGAAAGGCAUAGACGUUAUCGGCAUAACUUUCUAAUGUCUUACUAAUGCUAUUAUUAUUUCUAUUAUUUAUUUUC